Molecule: messenger RNA, 783 nt
Organism: Blepharisma stoltei
Lineage: Eukaryota; Ciliophora; Heterotrichea; Heterotrichida; Blepharismidae
Source: the annotation of a GenBank genome assembly
AUGCAGCCAAUGCGUAAAUUGAUUAUAGGAGCCAAUUGGAAAUCCAAUGGGACUAUCCAAUCAAUUCGAAGCCUUGUUCAAACUGUCCUAAACCCUGCAAUAAUUGAUUACAAAAACACUGAAGUAGUUAUUGCCCCAAUGUAUAUUCAUCUUCCUAUCGUCAAAGAUAUCCUUAAAAGUGAUUUUCAUCUUGGAGCUCAAAAUUGCAGCUUGACUGGCCCAGGAGCCUACACCGGCGAAGUUGCUGCAGAGCAUUUAAAAGAUUUAGGCAUCCCAUGGGUUAUUCUAGGCCAUUCCGAAAGACGCCACAUAUAUGGAGAAUCUGAUGCAGUCAUAGCAGAAAAAGUUAAAAGAGCCGGCGCCUUAGGACUUAAAACUAUUAUUUGUGUAGGCGAAAAUCUUGAUGAGAGGGUUGCAGGAACAACAACUGAAGUGGUUUCAAGACAAUUGGAUGCUAUUAAAUAUUCACUUUCUGACUGAAAUAAUGUCGUCAUUGCUUAUGAGCCAGUUUGGGCUAUCGGGACCGGAAAAACUGCAACUCCAGAGCAAGCUCAAGAAGUUCAUGGAAGUAUUAGGCUCUGAAUAGGCUCAAAUAUUGGGCGUCUUGUUGCCAAUUCAACUAGAGUUAUAUAUGGAGGCUCAGUGACUGACGAAAAUUGCAAAGAGUUAUUAGUUUUAGAUGACAUUGAUGGCUUCUUAGUUGGAGGUGCUUCAUUAAAGCCAGCAUUCAAAACAAUAUUAGAAAUCUGUGAUAAUCAUAAGCCAGGAAAGACAUUUACUUAA